CGGAGAGACGCCCGCCGGAGGCCGCGCAUCCCCAGGAGGUUCCUAAGAUUGUGUAAGAGGAAAAUCUUAAGCAAAAGAAGAGGUGCUUUCGAUCUUCGGGAGGGAGUGUCAUUUCCUUGCUAAGUGCUACACGGCUGGGCUCGCCUGGGGUUUGCUUCUGAGUUGACAGACGCACCCCCCCCCACCCCUAGAAGCCCAACAUGGUUCCUGGAGCUGCAUAGAGCUGCCAGCCUGGGAGGAGUCUGGCUUUCCUGCUGCAGGGGGGGAUCAUGGCAUCCUCCAGGGCGGCUUCCCGGUCGCCUCGGGCCACGCGGUCACCUCGGGACAUCGCCAACGUGAUGCAGAGGCUGCAAGAUGAGCAAGAGAUUGUACAAAAACGUACCUUCACAAAAUGGAUCAACUCUCACCUGGCCAAGCGGAAGCCCCCGAUGGUGAUAGAGGAUCUCUUUGAAGACAUGAAAGAUGGUGUGAAGUUGCUUGCUCUUCUGGAGGUCCUGUCUGGGCAGAAACUGCCUUGCGAGCAAGGCCGCCGGAUGAAGCGAAUCCACGCGGUGGCUAACAUUGGCACAGCACUCAAGUUCCUUGAAGGAAGGAAGAUCAAGUUAGUCAACAUUAACUCCACCGAUAUUGCGGAUGGCCGGCCCUCCAUUGUUCUCGGCUUGGUGUGGACCAUUAUUUUAUAUUUCCAGAUUGAGGAAUUGACCAGCAACCUGCCGCAGCUGCAGUCUCUGUCCAGCAGUGCGUCCUCCGUGGACAGCAUGGUCAGCGCCGAGCUGGCCAGUCCUCCCAGCAAGCGGAAGGUGGCCUCCAAGGGCCAAGGCAAUGCAAAGAAAGCUUUAUUAAAGUGGGUUCAGUAUUCAGCAGCCAAGCAGACUGGAGUAGAAGUAAAAGACUUUGGACGGAGCUGGAGAAGUGGACUUGCCUUUCAUUCGGUCAUCCAUGCUAUUCGACCAGAACUUGUGGACUUCGAGAAAGUGAGAAGCAGAUCGAACAGGGAAAACCUGGAGGAGGCUUUCACUAUUGCUGAGACGGAGCUGGGGAUCCCAAGGUUACUGGAUCCCGAAGAUGUUGAUGUGGAUAAGCCAGAUGAGAAGUCCAUCAUGACCUACGUAGCCCAGUUUCUGAAGCAGUAUCCUGACAUUCACAACAUAGGCUCUGAUGAGCAAGAAAAUGAUGAAAUAUUUCCAGGUAUCCCAUCUUUUGCAAAUUCUUUCCAAAAUUUGAAGAGAGAAGACAGGCUAAUUUUGAAGGAAACAAAAGUUUGGAUAGAUCAAUUUGAAAGAGAUCUGACAAGAGCACAGAUGACAGAAUCAAAUUUUCAGGAUAAAUAUCAGUCAUUUAAGCACUUCAGAGUUCAAUAUGAGAUAAAAAGGAAACAGAUUGAACACCUAAUCCAACCGUUGCAUCGAGAUGGCAAGUUGUCCCUUGACCAAGCGUUGGUGAAACAGUCGUGGGAAAGAGUGUCCUCCAGGCUCUUUGAUUGGCAUAUACAGCUUGAUAAAUCUCUCCCUGCACCAUUGGGCACCAUAGGUGCUUGGUUAUACAGAGCAGAGGUGGCUCUGAGGGAGGAAAUAACCAUUCAGCAGGUCCACGAGGAAACAGCCAACACAAUACAGCGGAAACUUGAGCAGCACAAGGAUCUGCUUCAAAACACAGAUGCCCACAAAAGAGCAUUCCAUGAGAUCUACCGGACCAGGUCUGUUAACGGUAUCCCAGUACCACCUGAUCAAUUAGAGGACAUGGCCGAGAGGUUUCAUUUUGUUUCCUCCACAUCAGAGCUCCACUUAAUGAAAAUGGAAUUUCUAGAAUUAAAGUACCGUCUGCUCUCACUGCUGGUUCUUGCAGAGUCAAAGCUGAAGUCCUGGAUCAUCAAGUAUGGGAGGAGAGAGUCAGUUGAGCUGCUUCUGCAAAGCUACAUUUCUUUUAUAGAAAAUAGCAAGUUCUUUGAGCAAUAUGAAGUGACAUACCAGAUCUUGAAACAGACAGCUGAGAUGUACGUCAAAGCUGAGGGAUCAGUGGAAGAAGCUGAGAAUGUGAUGAAGUUCAUGAACGAAACCACUGCCCAGUGGAGGAACCUCUCCGUGGAGGUGAGGAGCGUGCGGAGCAUGCUGGAGGAGGUCAUCUCUAACUGGGAUCGUUAUGAUGAUACUGUGGCCAGUCUUCAAGCCUGGCUUGAGGAUGCUGAAAAAAUGCUCAAUCAAUCAGAGCUCGCCAAAAAGGAUUUUUUCCGAAAUUUGCCUCACUGGAUCCAGCAGCACACUGCCAUGAAUGAUGCUGGCAAUUUUCUCAUUGAAACGUGUGACGAGAUGGUUUCCCGUGAUCUUAAACAGCAAUUGCUGCUGCUAAAUGGACGCUGGAGAGAGUUGUUUAUGGAGGUCAAGCAAUAUGCUCGAGCUGAUGAGAUGGACAGAAUGAAGAAAGAAUACACAGAUUGCAUUACUACCUUGUCUGAUUUUGCAACUGAAGCCCAAAGGAAAUUUUCUGAACCCUUAGAAGUUUCUUUUAUUAAUGUAAAAUUACUAAUUCAAGAGUUGGAGGAUGUGGAGCAGAGGGUGCCUGUGAUGGAUGCUCAGUACAAGAUAAUCACAAAGACAGCGCACCUCAUUGCCAAAGAAAGCUCCCAGGAGGAGGCUAAUGAAAUGUUUGCAACCAUGUCCAGGCUCAAGGAGCAACUUGCCAAGGUCAAAGGAUGUUGCUCCUCCCUCCUUCAUGAGUCUCAGCAGCUGGUGGCACCACUGGAGGAACUAGAAAAGCAGAUGACAUUCUUUUAUGAUUCUCUUGGCAAAAUCAAUGAAAUGAUAACAGUUCUUGAGCACGAGGCACAAUCAAGUGCCCUUUUCAAACAAAAACAUCAGGAACUAUUAGCCUGUCAAGAAAGCUGUAAGAAAACCAUGGCCCUGAUUGAGAAAGGCAGCCAAAGUGUUCAAAAGUUUGUGACUCUGAGCAACGCGCUAAAGCAUUUCCAACAGACAAAGCUGCAGAGACAAAUUGCAGAGGCCCACGUGGCCUUUCAGAAUAUGGUGAAGAAAACUGGAGACUGGAAGAAACAUGUGGAAACCAACAGCCGCUUGAUGAAGAAAUUUGAGGAGUCUCGAGCCGAGUUGGAGAAGGUGCUGCGGACGGCUCAGGAGGGCCUGGAGGAAAAGGGUGAUCCAGAAGACCUCCUGAGGAGACACACGGAGUUUUUCAGUCAGCUGGAUCAGAGGGUGCUCAAUGCUUUCCUGAAGGCUUGUGAUGAGCUCACAGACAUUCUCCCUGAGCAGGAACAGCAGGGCCUCCAGGAAGCAGUUAGAAAGCUGCACAAACAGUGGAAGGAUCUUCAAGGAGAAGCCCCAUACCAUUUGCUUCAUCUGAAGAUUGAUGUAGAGAAGAAUAAAUUCUUCGCCUCCAUAGAGGAAUGCAGAACCGAACUGGAUCGAGAGACCAAGCUGGUGUCCCAGGAAGGCAGUGAAAAAAUGAUUCAGGAGCACAGGAUUUUCUUCGGUGACAAAAGUCCUUAUCAUCUCUGUGAGAAAAGGUUGCAGCUCAUGGAAGAACUGUGUCUGAAACUCCCAGUCCGGGAUCCAGAAAGGAACAAACCAGAAGCCUGUCGCGCUGCUCUCAAAGAGCUCAGAGCCGACAUUGAUGGCACCUACGCGCAGCUGGUGGGAGACCCAGACAAGUGGAGGGACUACACCAGCAGAAUGUCUGAAUUCUCAUCUUGGAUAUCUGCAAAGGAGGCACAAUUGAAAGGAAUUAAGAGUGAUGCCCUCGACUCUGCCAACCACAGAGAGGUUAAGCGUGCCGUUGAGGAAAUCAGAAAUGGUGUGACCAAAAAUGGUGAAACUCUCAGUUGGUUGAAAGCCAGGCUUAAAGUCUUGAUGGAAGUUUCUUCUGAGAAGGAAGCCCAAAGGCAAGGCGACGAGCUGGCCAAAUUAUCCAGUUCUUUCAAGGCUCUUGUGACACUGUUGUCAGAGGUUGAAAAGAUGCUAAGUAACUUUGGUGAUUGUGUCCAGUACAAAGAAAUAGUCAAAAGUUCUCUUGAAGAUUUAAUUUCUGGCUCCAAGGAGGUCCAGGAACAAGCUGAGAAAAUCUUGGACACUGAAAAUCUGUUUGAAGCACAACAGUUACUUCUUCACCACCAGCAAAAGACAAAAAGGAUCUCUGCAAAGAAGAGGGACGUGCAGCAGCAGAUUGCACAGGCUCAGCAGGAAGAAGGGGGGCUGCCUGGUCGUGCCCGGGAGGAGCUGCGCAAGCUGGAGAGCACCCUGGAGGGCAUGGAGCAGAGCAGGGAGAAGCAGGAGCGCCGCAUCCAGGUCACCUUAAGAAAAUGGGAGCGAUUUGAAACAAACAAAGAGACAGUGGUCAGAUACCUUUUUCAGACAGGUUCCAGCCAUGAGCGCUUCUUGAGUUUUAGCAGUUUGGAAAGCUUGUCUUCAGAAUUGGAACAGACAAAGGAGUUUUCUAAGAGAACAGAGGGUAUUGCAACUCAGGCUGAGAAUCUUGUGAAGGAAGCUGCAGAGAUACCACUUGGGCCCAAGAAUAAGCAGCUGCUUCAACAGCAGGCCAAGUCCAUCAAAGAGCAAGUCAAAAAAUUAGAAGAGACGCUUGAAGAAGAUAUUAAAACCAUGGAAAUGGUGAAAAACAAGUGGGAUCAUUUUGGCAAUAAUUUUGAGACCUUGUCCACCUGGAUAACUGAGAAAGAGCAAGAACUCAAUGCCUUGGAAACUUCGUCGUCUGCCAUGGACAUGCAAAUCAACCAAAUUAAGGUGAUAAUUCAGGAAAUAGAAAGUAAGAUCAGCAGCAUUACAGGACUGGAAGAAGAAGCUCAAUCUUUCGCCCAGUUUAUUACCACUGGAGAAUCUGCUCGAAUCAAAGCCAAGUUGACACAGAUAAGGAGGUACUGGGAGGAGCUCCGAGAGCAUGCGCAGUGUCUGCAAAGCACGGUCCUAGGACACCUGUCUCAGCAGCAGACGUUUGAAGACAAUCUCAGUAAGAUCCAGCAGUCUGUGUGUGAAUUUGAAGAUAAACUUGCUGAUCCAAUUAAAAUAUGUUCUUCAGCUACAGAAACCUACAAGGUUCUCCAAGAACAUAUGGAUCUCUGUCAGGCUCUGGAGUCGCUGGCCAGCACGGUGGUGUCUUUCUCAGCCAGCGCCCGGAAGGUGGCCAGCAGGGGCUUUUCAGUGCAGGAGGCUGCGGCCCUGCAGCAGAGAUACGAAGGGCUGCUGAUUCAGGCCAAGCAGCGGCAGACGGCGCUGGAGCAGCUGCUGACCCACUGGCAGAGACUCGAAAAAGAACUGUCGACCUUUUUGACCUGGUUAGAGCGGUGUGAAGCUAUAGCCACUUCCCCAGAAAUGGACAUUUCUGCCGACAGGGUCAAAGUGGAGAGUGAACUUCAGUUAACACAGGCGCUGCAAAAUGAAGUUGUAUCCCAGGCUUCACUCUACAGCAACCUUUUGCAGUGGAAGGAAUCGCUAUUUUCAAUCGCCUCCAAAGAUGAUGUGAAAAUGAUGAAGCUACAUUUGGAACAAUUAGAUGAGAGAUGGAGAGAUUUGCCACAGAUAAUUAGCAAAAGGAUUCAUUUUCUUCAGUCUGUGGUGGCUGAACACCAGCAAUUUGAUGAGCUGCUGCUUUCUUUUUCUGUCUGGAUUAAGCUGUUUCUCAGUGAGCUGCAGACGACGUCUGAGAUAAACGUGGUGGACCCUCACGCCGCUCUUGCUCGGCACAAGGACCAUGCAACACAGGUGGAAAGCAAGAAGGGAGACCUGCAGAGUCUCCAGGGUCACCUGGCAAAGCUGUGCUCUCUGGGCCGGGCAGAGGACCUGCAUCUGCUGCAGGGCAAGGCGGAGGACUGCUUCCAGCUGUUUGAGGAGGCCAGUCAGGUCGUGGAGCGGCGGAGGCUGGCCCUGUCCCAGCUGACCGAAUUUCUGCAGAGCCAUGCUUCACUGUCAGCAGUGCUGCAACGCCUGAAGCAAACGGUGGACGCAACCAACAGCAUGAAUAAGAAACAGUCUGCCAUGUUAGAAAAAGAACUGGAUGAUGCUAUUCAAGAAGUUAAAAGACUGGAAACUACAGCCAUCAGUCUGGAUGGCGUUCUCUCCAAAGCUCAAUACCAUCUUAAGAGUGGGAGUUCUGAGCAAAGGACUUCCUGCAGAAACACAGCUGAUCAUCUCUGUGUGGAAUUAGAGAAGAUCCAGAACCUUCUGGGAACCAAGCAAAGUGAGGCAGAUGCCCUGGCUAUGUUGAAAAAAGCUUUUCAAGAGCAGAAAGAGGAGUUGCUGAAGGGCAUUGAGGACAUUGAAGAAAGGGCUGACAAAGAGCGACUUAAGGAGCCCACACGCCAGGCUCUUCAACAGAGGUUGCGAGUUUUCAAUCAGUUAGAAGAUGAAUUGAAUUCUCAUGAGCAUGAACUAUGUUGGUUGAAAGACAAAGCUAAGCAAAUUGCCCAAAAAGAUGUAGCUUUUGCACCUGAAGUUGACAAAGAGAUUAACCGCUUGCAGGUCACCUGGGAUGAUACCAAAACACUAAUUCAUGAGAACCAGGGUCAGUGCUGUGGACUUAUUGACUUAAUGAGAGAAUAUCAAAACUUGAAGUCAGCUGUAUCUAAAGUCCUAGAAAAUGCCAGCAAUGUGGUUGUAACCAGAACUGCUAUAAAAGAUCAGGAGGAUCUUAAAUGGGCUCUAUCCAAGCAUGAAGCUGCCAAGAACGAGAUGUACAAUAAACAGAACGAACUUGAUAACUUUACCAGUAAAGGAAAGCAUUUGCUAUCUGAGCUGAAAAAAAUCCACAGUGGUGAUUUCCUCCUGGUGAAAACAGACAUGGAAAGCACCAUGGACAAGUGGUUGGAUGUGUCAGAGAGACUUGAGGAAAACAUGGAUAGGCUGAGGGUAAGCCUGUCCAUUUGGGAGGAUGUACUUUCAAGUAAAGACGAGAUAGAAGGAUGGUCAAACAAUUCUGUUCCACAGCUGACUGAAAGCAUCAGCAACCUGGAUAAUAGCCUGAGAGCAGAAAAAUUUCUUAAAGAAUUCGAGUCUGAAGUUAAAAGCAAAGCUUUGAGAUUGGAAGAACUUCAUUCUAAAGUUAAUGAUCUUAAAGAAUUAACUAAGAAUCCAGAAACACCACCAGACCUUCAGUUUAUAGAAGCAGACUUAAAGCAGAAGCUGGAGCAUGCCAAGGAAAUUACUGAAGAGGCAAAAGGGACCUUGAGAGAUUUCACUGCUCAGAGCACACAAGUGGAGAAGUUCAUUCACGACGUCACCACCUGGCUGACAAAACUGGAAGACUCGCUGGUGAAUUGCGCCCAAACAGAGACUUGUGAAGGGUUGAAAAAAGUCAAGGAAACACAAAAGGAGCUCCAGAGUCAGCACAGCAGCAUCAGCUCCACCCAAGAAAAUCUCAACAGCUUGUGCCGUCGGUACCACUCGCUGGAGCUGGAGGCGCUGGGCCGCGCCAUGACGGGGCUGAUCAAGAAGCAUGAGGCGGUGAGCCAGAGCUGCACCAGGACGCAGGCCGGCCUGCAGGAGGCCCUGGAGAAGCACUUUCACGAAUCUAUGCAGGAAUUCCAGGAAUGGUUUUCUAGAAUAAAGACAGCAGCAAAAGCUUCAUCAGAUAGAACCGGUGACAGCAAAGUUCUAGAAGCAAAGCUCCAGGACCUUCAGAAUAUUCUGGACUCAGUCAGCGAGGGGCAGAGCAAACUCGAUGCUGUGACUCAAGAAGGACAGACUUUGUAUGCACAUUUGUCUAAGCAAAUUGUCAAUAGCAUCCAGGAACAAAUUACAAAGGCUAAUGAAGAAUUUCAAGCAUUUCUGAAACAAUGCCUUAAAGACAAACAGGCGCUUCAGGACUGUGCCCUAGAACUCGGGAGCUUUGAGGAUCAGCACAGAAAGCUGAACUUAUGGAUCCAUGAAAUGGGUGAAAGGUUAACUACAGAAAACUUAGGAGAGAGUAAACAGCACAUUCCUGAGAAGAAAAAUGAAGUCCACAAAGUGGAAAUGUUCCUGGGAGAGCUCCUGGCCGCAAGAGAGUCUCUUGAUAAACUUUCCCAGCGAGGGCAGCUUCUCAGUGAGGAAGGCCACGGAGCUGGGCAAGAGGGACGCCUGUGCUCCCAGCUGCUCACUCACUACCAGAACCUGCUCAGGAUGACCAAGGAGAAGCUCCGGGGCUGCCAGGUCGCCCUGCAGGAGCACGAAGCCCUGGAGGACGCGCUACAGAGCAUGUGGUCCUGGGUAAAGGACGUUCAGGACAGACUGGCCUGUGCCGAGAGCAUCGUGGGCAGCAGAGACGCCCUGGAGAAGCGACUGCUCCAAGUGCAGGACAUUCUCCUAAUGAAAGGGGAAGGAGAAGUAAAGUUGAAUAUGGCCAUCGGCAAAGGGGAACAGGCCUUGAAAAGCAGCAACAAAGAAGGUCAGAAGGUGAUUCAGACUCAGCUUCAGACCCUGAAAGAUGUGUGGGCUAAUAUCAUGAGCUCCUCCCUCCGUGCUCAGAGCACUUUAGAGUCUGUGGUUAGUGAAUGGAAUGACUAUCUAGAGUGGAAAAACCAGUUGGAACAGUGGAUGGAAUCAGUGGAACAAAAAGUAGAGCAUCCCUUGCAACUGCAACCAGGUCUGAAAGAGAAAUUCUCCCUCCUGGACCACUUUCAGUCCAUCAUAUCUGAGGCAGAGGACCAUGCUGGAGGCCUGCAGCGGCUCACCGCAAAGUCCAGGGAGCUCUACCAGAAGACUGAGGACGAGUCCUUCAAAGAAACAGCUCAAGAGGAACUGAAAUCACAGUUUAAUGAUAUAAUGACUGUGGCCAAGGAGAAAAUGAGGAAAGUGGAAGAGAUCGUGAAAGACCAUCUGAUGUACUUAGACGCAGUCCAGGAGUUUACAGAUUGGCUCCAUUCAGCCAAGGAAGAACUUCACCGAUGGUCGGAUGUGUCCGGCGAUUCAUCAGGCACCCAGAAAAAGUUGUCUAAAAUUCAGGAGCUGAUGGAUUCCAGAGAGAUCGGGGCAAGCCGCCUAAGCAGAGUCGAGUCCCUGGCUCCUGCAGUGAAACAGAACACAACUGCCAGUGGGUUUGAGCUCAUGGACACGGAGAUGCAGGCCCUGCGGGCCGACUGGAAGCAGUGGGAAGACAGCGUGCGCCACACACAGACCAGCCUGGAGACCCUAGUGAGCCAAAUGGCCCUUUCGGAGCAGGAGUUCUCAGCCCAAGCGGCUGCCCUGGACCAGGCCCUGGAGCAGUUCAAUGCCCUCCUGGCAAGCUGGGCUCAGCAGCUAGCCCUGCUGGAGGGCAAGAAUACAGACCAGGAGAUAGCAGAGUGCUGGCAGAAAGGACGAGAGAUACUGGAUGCUCUGCAACAAGCAGAGUCUAAGACAGAAGACUUGAAGUCUCAGCUGAAUGAACUUUGUCGAUUUUCGAGAGACUUGAGUUCAUACAGUGGGAAGGUUUCUGGGCUGAUUAAAGAAUAUAAUUGUCUUUGUUUACAAGCAUCCAAAGGCUGUCAGAACAAAGAGCAGAUUUUACAACAAAGAUUUCGAAGAGCAUUCAAAGAUUUCCAGCAAUGGUUGGUGAAUGCAAAAAUCACUACCGCCAAAUGUUUUGAUAUACCUCAAAAUAUUAGUGAAGUUACAACAAGCCUUCAGACAAUACAGGAAUUUUUGUCAGAAAGUGAAAAUGGACAGCACAAGCUAAACAUGAUGCUGUCUAAAGGGGACCUCUUGAUUACUCUGUUGACCAAAGACAAAGCUGAUGGUAUCCAGGCCAAAAUUGCAACUGCAAAAGAAGACUGGAAAAAUUUUCAUUCAAAUCUCCACCAGAAGGAAUCAGCCUUGGAGAAUCUAAAGAUCCAAAUGAAGGACUUUGAAGUCAGUGCUGAGCCCGUACAGGACUGGCUGAGCAAAACUGAGAAAAUGGUGCAUGAAAGCAGCAAUCGCCUGUAUGAUCUGCCAGCAAAGAGGAGGGAGCAGCAGAAGCUCCAGUCUGUCCUUGAGGAAAUAAACUGCUACGAGCCUCAGCUCAACAGGCUCAAAGAGAAAGCUCAGCAGCUGUGGGAAGGACAAGCUGCCAGCAAGAGCUUUAUGCACAGAGUGUCGCAGCUGUCUUCUCAGUAUCUAGCGCUAAGCAAUCUAACCAAGGAGAAAGUGUCACGACUGGACAGGAUUGUGGCAGAGCACAGCCAGUUCUCCCUGGGGGUGAAGGAGCUGCAGGACUGGAUGACAGACGCCAUUCACAUGCUGGAGUCCUACUGCCACCCCACAUCUGACAAGAGCGUGCUGGACAGCAGGAUGCUCAAGCUCGAGGCGCUCUUGUCGGUGAAGCAGGAGAAGGAGAUCCAGAUGAAGAUGAUGGUGACCAGAGGGGAGUGUGUCCUCCAGAACACCUCUGCGGAAGGCGUGCCUGCUAUUCAGCAGCAGCUGCAGUGUGUGAAGGAUAUGUGGGCCUCCUUGCUGUCUGCAGGGAUUCGCUGUAAAAGUCAACUCGAAGGAGCUCUGUCUAAGUGGACAAGUUACCAGGAUGACGUUCGACAGUUUUCCAGCUGGAUGGACGGGGUGGAGACCAGCCUAAGCGAGUCGGAGAGGCAGCACGCGGAGCUGCGGGAGAAGACGGCUGCCCUGGGGAAAGCCAAGUUAUUAAUCGAAGAGGUGCUAAGUCACAGCAGCUUGCUGGAGACCAUAGAAGUCAAAGGGGCUGGCAUGACAGAACACUAUGUCACCCAGCUAGAAUUCCAGGAGCUGCAGGAGCGCUACCGAGUGAUCAAGGAACGGGCCAAGGAAGCAGUAACCAAGUCUGAAAAACAAGUUCGCCUGCACCAGGAAUAUCAGAGAGACCUACAGGCAUUUGAAGUUUGGUUGGGGCAAGAACAAGAAAAACUUGACCGGUACUCAGUUCUGGAAGGAGAUGCCCACACUCAUGAAGCAACACUGCGGGAUCUCCAGGAGCUGCAGGUGCGCUGUGCUGAAGGGCAGGCAUUGCUGAAUUCAGUGCUGCACAGCAGAGAGGAGGUGAUACCAUCUGGUAUCCCGCAGACAGAGGAUCGGGCUCUAGAAUCUCUCCGGCAGGACUGGCAGGCUUACCAGCAGAGGCUCUCUGAGACCCGAACUCAAUUCAACAAUGUCGUGAACAAAUUGAGACUAAUGGAACAGAAGUUUCAGCAAGUAGAUGAAUGGCUGAAACUCCUGGAGGAGAAAGUGAGCCUCAGAACGGGAUGUCAGUCUAACCGGGCAGCCAAGGAGAUACAGCUACAUCAGAUGAAGAAGUGGCACGAGGAAGUGGCCGCCUACAGAGAUGAAGUCGAGGAGGUGGGAUCCCGCGCACAGGAGAUCCUGGACGAGAGCCACGUGAGCGGCCACAUGGGCUGCCAGGCCACGCAGCUGACCUCCAGAUACCAGGCCCUUCUCCUCCAAGUGCUGGAACAAAUAAAAUUCUUGGAGGAAGAGAUUCAGAGCUUGGAGGAAUCAGAAUUAUCCCUAAGCACCUACUCGGAUUGGUAUAGCUCUACUCAUAAAAACUUCAAGAAUGUAGCUGCCAAAAUUGAUAAAGUAGAUAAAACCAUGAUGGGGAAGAAAAUGAAGACCCUGGAGGGUUUGCUCAAAGACAUGGAGAAAGGCCACAGCUUACUGAAAUCAGCCCGGGAGAAAGGAGAGCGAGCUCUUAAGUACUUGGAGGAGGGUGAGGCAGAGACAUUAAGAAAAGAAAUCCACGAUCGCGUGGAGCAGUUGAAGGACCUGACCAGCACUGUCCGGAAAGAGCACACAGCCCUGGAGAAAGGCCUUUACCUAGCGAAGGAAUUCUCGGAUAAAUACAAAGCGCUCGCUCAGUGGAUAGCCGAGUACCAAGAAAUCCUGCACAGCCCCGAAGAGCCCAAAAUGGAGUUAUAUGAGAAAAAAGCUCAGUUAUCUAAAUACAAGUCUCUUCAGCACAUGGUGCUGUCCCAUGAGCCCUCAGUCACGUCGGUGAGAGAGAAAGGGGAAGCGCUUCUGGAGCUGGUGCAGGAUGUGACUUUAAAGGACAAAAUAGAUCAACUCGAGAGUGACUACCAGGGCCUCUGUGCAGCAGGAAAGGAGCACGUCUGCAGUCUCGAGGCAAAGGUCAAGGACCACGAAGAUUACAACAGUGAGCUCCAGGAGGUGGAAAAGUGGCUGCUGCAGAUGUCGGGCAGGCUGGUGGCACCUGACCUCAUGGAGACCAGCAGCCUGGAGACCAUCACACAGCAGCUGGCCCACCACAAGGCAAUGAUGGAAGAAAUCGCAGGCUUUGAAGAUCGUUUGAGCAAUCUGAAAACUAAAGGUGACAAUUUGGUCAGUCAGUGCGUGGACCACCUGCAAGCAAAGCUUAAGCAAAAUGUGCAGGCGCACCUGCAGGGCACCAAGGACAGCUAUUCGGCCAUCUGCAGCACAGCUCAGCGGGUGUACCAGAGUUUGGAACAUGAACUUCAGAAGCAUGUCAGCCGGCAAGACACCCUGCAGCAGUGCCAAGCGUGGCUUUCUGCUGUCCAACCCGAUUUAAAGCCCAGCCCGCACCCACCUCUUAGCAGGGCAGAAGCGGUGAAGCAGGUCAAACACUUCAGAGCUUUGCAGGAGCAGGCAAGGACCUACUUAGAUCUCCUUUGUUCCAUGUGUGACUUGUCAAACCCUUCAGUGAAAACCACAGCAAAGGACAUUCAACAAACAGAGCAAAUGAUUGAGCAAAGGCUUGCCCAGGCACAGAACGUAACUCAGGGCUGGGAAGAAAUCAAGCACAUGAAGGCAGAGCUUUGGAUUUACCUCCAGGAUGCCGAUCAGCAACUGCAGAAUAUGAAGAGGAGGCACUCAGAACUGGAGCUUAACAUUGCCCAGAACAUGGUUUCCCAAGUCAAGGAUUUUGUCAAGAAACUAGAGUGCCAGCAGGCAUCAGUGGGUGCUCUCACACAAAAGGUGAAUAAGUUAACCAAGAAGCAAGAAUCUCCUGAGCACAAGGAAAUAAGUCACCUGAAUGAGCAGUGGGAGGACCUGCAUCUCCAGUACACCACCCUGUGCUUGCAGAGGGAAGAGGAUCUUCAGAGGACAAGAGACUACCAUGCCUGUAUGAAUGUCGUCGAAGGUUUUUUAGAGAAAUUCACAACGGAGUGGGAUAACUUGGCCAGAACCGACGCAGAGAGCACAGCUACCCACCUGGAGGCACUGAAAACGUUAGCGUUGGCCUUGCAGGAGAGAAAGCAGGCUGUUGAAGAUCUGAAGGCUCAAAAGCAAAAAAUGAUAGAGCACCUGAACCUAGAUGACAAAGAGUUAGUCAAAGAACAAACACAUCACCUUGAACAACGUUGGUUUCAGCUUGAGGACCUGGUUCAACGGAAAAUCCAAGUGUCGGUCACCAAUCUGGAGGAGUUAAACGUGGUGCGGUCGAGAUUUCAGGAGCUGAUGGAGUGGGCUGAAGAGCAGCAGCCCAACAUUGCUGAGGCCCUUCAACAGAGCCCCCCGCCAGAUAUGGCUCAGAACCUCCUCAUGGACCACCUCACCAUUUGCAGUGAACUGGAGGCCAAACAGAUGCUCCUGAAGUCACUCACAAAGGAUGCUGACAGGGUGAUGGCUGACCUGGGGCUCAACGAGCGGCGGGUGAUCCAGAAGGCUCUGUCUGAGGCACAAAAGCACGUGAACUGCCUUAGUGACUUAGUGGGCCAGAGACGUAAGUACUUAAACAAGGCCUUGUCUGAGAAAACCCAGUUCCUCAUGGCAGUGUUCCAGGCGACCAGUCAAAUCCAGCAGCAUGAGCGAAAGAUGAUGUUCCGUGAGCACAUCUGCCUGUUACCAGACGAUGUGAGCAAACAAGUGAAAACGUGUAAGAGCGCACAGGCCAGCCUCAAGACCUACCAAAAUGAAGUCACGGGACUCUGGGCCCAGGGCCGGGAGUUAAUGAAGGGAGUCACUGAGCAGGAAAAGGGGGAGGUGCUGAGCAAGCUUCAGGAACUGCAGAGUGUCUAUGAUGCUGUUUUACAAAAGUGUAGCCACCGGCUGCAAGAACUUGAGAAAAAUUUAGUUUCUAGGAAGCAUUUUAAGGAAGAUUUCGAUAAAGCAUGUCACUGGCUAAAGCAAGCAGAUAUUGUUACAUUUCCUGAAAUCAACCUAAUGAAUGAGAGUUCUGAGCUUCAUACCCAACUGGCCAAAUACCAACAUAUUCUUGAACAAUCUCCAGAAUAUGAAAAUCUCCUCCUCACGCUACAGAGAACAGGGCAGGCCCUCUUACCAUCGCUGAGUGAAGUUGACCAUUCCUACCUCCAUGAAAAACUCCACGCCCUGCCCCAGCAAUUCAAUGUCAUCGUUGCCUUGGCCAAAGACAAGUUCUAUAAAGUCCAGGAAGCCAUCCUUGCUCGGAAAGAAUACGCUUCCUUGAUCGAGUUGACCACUCAGUCUCUGAGUGAACUCGAAGACCAGUUCUUGAAGAUGAGCAAGGUUCCUGCCAAUCUGCUGGUGGAAGAGGCUGUGUCUCUGCAGGACGACUGCAGAGCCCUCCUGGGAGAGGUGGUUGGCCUGGGGGAAGCGGUGGAUGAGCUGAACCAGAAGAAAGAAGGUUUUCGCAGCACGGGGCAGCCUUGGCAUCCAGACCAGAUGCUCCACCUGGUCACCUUGUACCACAGGCUCAAGAGACAGACUGAGCAAAGGGUUGGCUUAUUGGAAGACAUGACCAGCGCUUAUCAGGAACACAAAAAGAUGUGCGACCAACUGCAGACACAGCUGGAAGCCGUGAAGACAGAGCAGUCCAAACUCAAUGAAGAGACACUCCCUGCAGAGGAGAAGCUCAAGAUGUACCACGCCCUGGCAGGAAGCCUUCAGGACUCGGGCAUUCUACUGAAACGCGUGACCGUGCAUCUGGAAGACCUGGUUCCACACCUCGAUCCCUCGGCUUACGAGAAAGCCAAGCAUCAGAUCCAGUCCUGGCAGGAGGAGCUGAAGCUGCUGACCUCUGCCAUCGGCGAGACGGUGGCCGAGUGCGAGGGCCGUAUGGUGCAGAGCAUCGACUUCCAGACAGAGAUGAGUCGCUCGCUGGAUUGGCUGCGCGGCGUGAAGGCCGAGCUGAGGGGGCUGCUGUGCCUGGACCUGAGCCUGCAGGACAUCCAGGAGGAGAUCAGGAAGAUCCAGAUCCAUCAGGAAGAGGUCCAGUCCAGCCUGAGGAUAAUGAACGCACUGAGUAACAAGGAGAAGGAGAAAUUCACCAAAGCCAAGGAGCUCAUCUCUGCUGACUUACAGCACACUAUGGCCGAGCUCGCGGAGCUUGAGGGAGACAUCCAGGAGGCGCUACGCUCCAGGCAGGCUAAAUUGACUGAAAUAUAUGGUCAAUGUCAAAGGUACUAUCAAGUAUUUCAAGCAGCUAACGACUGGCUGGAGGAUGCCCAGGAGAUGUUACAGCUGGCCGGCAAUGGUCUCGAUGUGGAGAGCGCAGAGGAAAAUCUCAAACGCCACACAGAAUUUUUCAGCACAGAGGAUCAGUUCCACAGUACUCUGGCAGAGCUUCAAAGCCUCGUAGCCAACCUGGACCCGCUUAUCAAGCCAAGUGGUAGAGAGGGCCUGGCGCAGAAGAUGGCUUCCCUGGAAGACAAGAGCCAGAAGCUGACCCAGGACGCACAUGCCCAGUUAGAUCUCUUGCAGAGAUGUGCGUCUCAGUGGCAGGAUUACCAGCAGGCAAGGGAGGACGUUAUCGAAAUGAUGAAUGAUGCCGAAAAGAAAUUGUCUGAGUUUUCUCUAUUGAAGACUUCUUCCAGUCACGAAGCAGAAGAAAAGUUGUCAGAACACAAGGCUUUAGUGUUGAUAGUUAGCUCUUUCCAUGAGAAGAUUGUGAUCCUGGAAGAUAAAGCUUCGCAACUGGAAAAAACUGGCAACGACGCCAGCAAGGCGACCAUCAGCAGGUCGAUGACAAGUGUGUGGCAGCGCUGGGCACGUCUCCGCGCGGUGGCCCAGGACCAGGAGAAGAUUCUGGAAGAUGCUGUGGAUGAGUGGAAGAGCCUUCAACAUAAGGCUAAAAAAGCCAGCGAAAUGAUGGAUCAGCUGCAAGAUAAAUUUCCAGGAAGUUCAACAGAGAAAGCCUCCAAAGCAGAACUCUCAACUCUUCUGGACUAUCAUGACACCUUCGUGCUGGAGCUUGAGCAGCAGCAGUCAGCUCUGGGCAUGCUGCGGCAGCAAGCCCUGAGCGUGCUCCGUGAUGGGGCCCCCCAGUCCCCUGGAGAAGAGCCACCAAUCCUGCAGGAAAUCACGGCAAUGCAGGAUCAGUGCUUAAACAUGCAGGAGAAGGUGAAGACGAAUGGGAAGUUGGUAAAGCAGGAGCUGAAAGAACGGGAGGUGGUGGAAACGCAAAUCAACUCUGUGAAAUCUUGGGUUCGGGAAACGAAGGAGUAUUUGGUGAAUCCAACAAUAGAAAUAGAUGCUCAACUUGAGGAAUUUAAGAUACUCCUAACAGAAGUCACAAAUCACCGGCAGAACAUUGAGAAAAUGGCCGAAGAACAGAAGAAUAAGUACUUGGGUCUUAGUACUAUUUUGCCUUCUGAACUUUCCCUUCAGUUAGCUGAAGUGGCCUUGGACUUAGGAACCAUCCAUGAUCAGAUCCAGAGCAAAGUAAAAGAAGUUGAGCAGAGCAAGAUCAUGAGCCAAGACUUCAACCGACAAAUUCAGAUAAUAGCCAAAGACCUCACAACUAUUCUAACUAAGCUGAAAGCAAAGACUGAUAAUUUAGUUCAAGCAAAAACUGACCAAAAGGUGCUGGGAGAAGAGUUAGAUGGUUGCAAUUUAAAGUUAAUGGAGCUCGAUGAAGCGGUACAGAAAUUCUCAGAACAGAAUAGCCAACUGGGCAAACCUCUGGCCAAGAAGAUAGGAAAACUGGCUGUGCUUCACCAGCAGACCAUUAGGCAGGCUGAGAGCCGACACUCCAAGCUAAAUCAGGCGGCAUCACAUUUAGAAGAUUACAAUGAAAUGCUUGAGUUAAUUCUGAAGUGGAUGGAGAAAGCAAAAGUCUUGGUACAUGGCAAGAUAGCUUGGAAUUCUGCAAGCCAACUUCGGGAACAAUACAUUUCACAUCAGACCAUGCUAGAAGAAUCCGAAGACAUUGACAGCGAUCUGGAAGCCAUGACUGAGAAACUGCAGUCCCUCAGCAGCGUGUACUGCACAGAAAAAAUGUCUCAGCAAGUGACAGAGCUGGCGCGGGAGACUGAGGAGUUGCGGCAGAGGAUCAAAACUCGUUUGCAGAAUCUCCAAGAUGCUGCCAAGGAUAUGAAAAAAUUUGAAACCGAGCUGAAAAACUUACAAGCUGCUUUAGAGCAAGCCCAGACCACUCUGACUUCUCCGGAAGUGGGACGGUUGAGUCUGAAGGAGCAGCUUUCUCACCGGCAGCAUUUGCUGUCUGAGAUGGAAUCCCUCAAGCCAAAGGUCCACGCGGUGCAGACCUGCCAGAGCGCGCUCCGGAUCCCCGAGGACAUGGUGGCGGGCCUGCCGCUCUGCCGCACCGCCCUGUGCCUGCAGGAGGAGGCCAGCCGGCUGCAGCACACCGCCAUCCAGCAGUGCACGGUCAUGCAGGAGGCUGUGGUGCAGUAUGAGCAAUAUGAGCAAGAAAUGCAGCGGCUGCAGGAGCUGAUAGAAGGAGCUCAUAGAGAGAUCGAGGACAAGCCUGUGACCACCAGUAACAUCCAGGAGCUGCAAGCCCAGAUUUCUCGGCACGAGGAGCUGGCUCAGAAAAUCAAGGGCUACCAGGAGCAGAUCGCCUCCCUCAACUCCAAGUGCAAGAUGCUGACGAUGAAAGCCAAGCACGCCACGAUGCUGCUGACGGUCACCGAGGUGGAGGGGCUGGCGGGGCCCUCGGGGGACCUGGACCCCGAGCUCCUCCCCGCGCCCGCGGCCCAGCCCUCCGUGGUCAUGAUGACUGCAGGUCGCUGUCACACUUUGCUGUCCCCUGUCUCUGAGGAGUCUGGGGAGGAGGGAACCAACAGUGAGAUUUCCUCUCCACCUGCCUGUCGGUCCCCAUCACCUGUGGCUAAUCCAGAUGCUUCUGUUAAUCAGGAUAUUGCUUAUUACCAAGCCUUGUCUCCUGAGAGUUUGCAGACAGAGGCCGCAAGGCUUCACCCAAGCCUGUCGCCAUCCCAGGCACUCUACGAACCAGGCAUGGAGCCAUCAGCCACUGCUAAGCUGGAUGAUUUGCAGCGUUCUUGGGAAACCUUAAAGAACGUGAUCAGUGAAAAGCAGCGCACACUCUAUGAAGCUCUAGAACGCCAGCAAAAGUACCAGGACUCCCUCCAGUCCAUCUCCACCAAGAUGGAAGCCAUCGAGAUGAAGCUCAGUGAGAGUCUGGAGCAAGGCAGGAGUCCAGAGAGCCAGAUGGCUGAACACCAGGCGCUGAUGGAUGAGAUCCUCAUGCUCCAAGAUGAGAUCAGCGAGCUGCAGUCGUCCCUGGCGGAGGAGCUAGUGUCCGAGUGUCCAGAGUCGGACCCCGCCGAGCAGCUGGCCCUGCAGUCCACGCUCACCGUCCUGGCGGAGCGCAUGUCCACCAUCAAGAUGAAGGCGUCAGGCAAACGACAGCUGCUGGAGGAGAAGUUAAAUGAUCAGCUGGAGGAACAGAGACAGGAACAGGCCCUGCAGAGGUAUCGCUGUGAAGCUGAUGAACUGAAUCACUGGCUCCUGAGCACUAAGGCCACUCUGGAUAUGGCACUGGGCACCCCCAAGGAACCCAUGGACAUGGAGGCCCAGCUGGUAGACUGCCAGAAUAUGCUGGUGGAAAUUGAGCAGAAGGUGGUGACCCUGUCGGAGCUCUCGGUCCACAAUGAAAACCUGCUCCUGGAGGGCAAGGCUCAUACAAGGGAUGAGGCUGAGCAACUGGCUGUAAAGCUGAGGACACUGAAGGGGAGCCUGCUAGAGCUGCAGAGAGUCCUGCAUGACAAGCAGCUCAACAUCAAGGGAACCGCACAAGAGAAGGAGGAGCGUGAGGCUGACCUCACCGCCGCGCAGAGCCCCGGGGUCCAGGAGUGGCUGUCCCAAGCGCGCGCCGCGUGGACGCACCAGCGGGAGAACAGCCUCCAGCAGCAAAAAGAGUUGGAACAGCAGUUAGCAGAGCAGAAGAGCCUCCUGCGAUCCGUAGCCAGCCGUGGAGAGGAGAUUCUAACCCAGCACUCGGCAGCAGAGACCUCUGCUGGCUUGGGCGAAAAACCUGAUGUGUUAUCCCAGGAGUUGGGGAUGGAUGGGAAGAAGUCACCUGCUGAAGACCAGAUGAGAAUGAAAUGGGAAAGUCUCCAUCAAGAAUUUAGUACCAAGCAGAAACUACUACAGAAUGUUCUGGAACAGGAACAAGAGCAAGUGCUUUACAGCCGGCCAAACCGGCUCCUGUCUGGCGUGCCGCUGUACAGAGGGGACGGGCAGACCCAAGAGAAAUCUGCAGUGACCUCUCUGCUGGGUGGACUGAACCAAGCCUUCGAGGAGGUUUCUUCCCAGGGUGGCGGGACAAAGAAGCAGAAUAUUCACUUGGAACAGAAGUUAUAUGACGGGGUGUCAGCUACCUCCACUUGGCUAGACGAUGUUGAGGAACGUUUAUUUGUGGCGACUGCCCUUUUACCAGAAGAAACAGAGACUUGUCUCAUCAACCAGGAGACUCUUGCCAAAGAUAUUAAGGAAAUGUCUGAAGAAAUGGAUAAGAACAAGAACUUGUUCUCCCAAGCAUUUCCAGAGAAUGGUGAUAACCGCGAUGUCAUUGAAGACACACUGGGUUGCCUCCGGGCCAGAUUGUCCUUGCUCGAUUCAGUCGUAAAUCAGCGAUGUCAUCAGAUGAAGGACAGACUUCAACAAAUAUUAAAUUUCCAGAAUGAUCUGAAGUUGCUGUCUACAUCACUGGCUGACAACAAGUACAUCCUCCUACAGAAACUGGCAAACGUGUUUGAACAGCCUGUGGCAAAGCAAAUGGAGGCAAUACAAGAGGCUGAAGAGGGGCUAAAGGAGUUGGAUUCAGGGAUCAUUGACCUAAAGAGACGUGCUGACAAGUUGCAGAUUGAGCAGCCUUCCCUGCAAGAACUCUCCAAACUGCAGGACAUGUAUGAGGAGCUAAUGGUGACCAUCGGCUCCCGGCGCAGUGGUCUGAACCAGAAUCUUGCUCUCAAGAGUCAGUACGAAAGGGCCCUUCAGGAUCUGGCUGACCUGCUGGAAACUGGACAGGAAAAGAUGGCAGGAGACCAGAAAAUCAUUGUGUCUUCCAAAGAGGAAAUCCAACAGCUACUUGACAAACAUAAGGAAUACUUUCAGGGCCUGGAGUCUCAUAUGAUCUUGACCGAAACGCUCUUCAGGAAGAUCAUCGGCUUUGCGGUCCCACAGGAAACUCAGUUUCACACAGAACUGAUGGCUCAGGCUUCUGCUGUGCUAAAGCGGGCUCACAAGAGGGGUGUGGAGCUGGAGUACAUUCUAGAGACAUGGUCCCACCUGGAUGAGGACCACCAGGAGCUCAGUCGGCAGCUGGAGGUGGUGGAAGGUGGCAUCCCGAGCGUGGGCUUGGUGGAGGAGAGUGAAGACAGGCUGGUGGACCGGAUCGCCCUCUACCAGCAUUUGAAAUCCAGCCUGAACAAGCACCAGCCCAAAUUAUAUCAGCUCUUGGAUGAUGGGAAACGACUCCUGAUGUCCAUUAGUUGCUCAGAUCUAGAAAGUCAGCUGAAUCAGCUUGGAGAACACUGGUUAAAUAAUACCAGCAAAGUGUCUAAGGAACUUCACAGAUUGGAAACAAUAUUGAAACAUUGGACCAGGUAUCAAAGUGAGUCUGCGGAGCUAAUUCGCUGGUUACAGUCUGCAAAAGACAGACUGGAGUUCUGGACUCAGCAGUCGGUGACAGUACCGCAGGACCUGGAAAUGGUCCGUGAUCAUCUGAAUGCGUUCUUGGACUUUUCCAAAGAGGUGGAUGCCAAAUCUUCCCUGAAAUCUUCUGUUCUGAGCACCGGAAACCAGCUUCUUCGAUUAAAGAAAGUGGACACGGCUGCCCUGCGUUCCGAGCUGUCGCACAUAGAUAGCCAGUGGACUGACCUGUUGACCAAUAUUCCAGCUGUGCAGGAGAAGCUCCACCAGCUCCAGAUGGAUAAGUUGCCUUCCCGCCAUGCCAUUUCUGAGGUCCUGACCUGGAUAUCUCUCAUGGAAAAUGUUAUUCAAAAGGAUGAAGACGACAUAAAAAAUUCCAUAGGUCACAAGGCAAUUCAUGAAUACCUUCAGAAAUAUAAGGGUUUUAAGAUAGAUAUUAACUGUAAACAGUUAACAGUUGAUUUUGUGAACCAGUCUGUGCUACAAAUCAGCAGUCAGGACGUGGAAAGUAAGCGCAGUGAUAAGACUGAUUUUGCUGAGCAACUCGGAGCAAUGAAUAAAAGUUGGCAAAUUCUGCAGGGUUUAGUGUCUGAGAAGAUCCAGCUAUUGGAAGGAUUAUUGAAAUCUUGGUCAGAAUAUGAAAAUAGUGUACAGAGUCUGAAAACAUGGUUUGAAGUCCAGGAAAAGACACUGAAGCAACAGCAUCGUAUCGGAGACCAGGCGUCCGUUCAGAACGCCAUCAAGGACUGUCAGGACCUGGAAGAUUUGAUUAAAGCAAAAGAAAAAGAAGUAGAGAAAGUUGAGCAGAAUGGACUUGCUUUGAUUCAGGACAAGAAAGCAGAAGUCUCUGGCAUUGUCAAGAGUACACUGCAGGAGCUCAGCCAGACCUGGGCAAAUUUAGAUCACAUGGCCGGGCAAUUGAAGAUGCUGUUGAAGUCAGUGCUUGAGCAGUGGAACAAUCACAAAGUGGCCUUUGAUGAGAUCAACAGCUACCUCAUGGAAGCCAGAUAUUCUCUGUCCCGAUUCCGUCUGCUGACCGGCUCGUUAGAAGCUGUGCAAGUUCAAGUGGACAAUCUGCAGACUCUUCAAGAUGAUCUUGAAAAACAGGAAGGGAGCUUACAGAAAUUUGACUCUGUCACCAACUAUCUAUUGAAAGAGUGUCACCCACCUGUAACAGAAACUCUUAACAACUCACUGAAGGAGGUCAACAUGAGAUGGAAUAACUUGCUGGAAGAGAUUGCUGAGCAGCUGCACUCCAGCAAGGCCCUACUGCAGCUCUGGCAGCGGUACAAGGACUACUCCAAGCAGUGUGCUGCUGCCGUCCAGCGCCAGGAGGAGAGAACCAACGAGCUCUUGAAGGCGGCCACCGACAAGGAUGUUGCCGAUGACGAAGUCGCUACGUGGAUUCAAGACUGCAAUGAACUCCUCAAAGGAUUGGGGACCACUAAGGAUUCUCUUUUUGUUCUCCAUGAACUGGGAGAGCAACUCAAGCAACAGGUGGAUGCGUCAGCAGCCUCAGCCAUCCAGUCUGACCAGCUGUCUUUGAAUCAGCACUUAAGUGCCCUAGAACAGGCUCUUUGCAAACAGCAGACCCUGCUCCAGGCUGGAGUACUUGAUUAUGAAAACUUUACCAAGAGUUUAGAGGCUUUGGAGGCCUGGAUCAUAGAAGCUGAAGAAAUUCUACAAGGGCAGGACCCUAACAACUCGUCCGACCUCUCCACCAUCCGGGAAAGGAUGGAGGAACUCAAGGGACAGAUGUUGAAAUUCAGCAGCAUGGCCCCAGAUUUGGACCGUCUGAAUGAGCUUGGAUACAGGUUACCCCUGAAUGAUAAAGAAAUCAAAAGGAUGCAGAAUCUGAACCGACAUUGGUCUCUGAUCUCCUGUCAGACGACAGAGAGAUUCAGUAAGUUGCAGUCAUUUUUGCUACAACAUCAGACUUUCUUGGAAAAAUGUGAAACAUGGAUGGAAUUCCUGGUUCAAACAGAACAAAAGUUAGCAGUUGAGAUUUCAGGCAAUUAUCAGCAUCUUUUGGAGCAACAGAGAGCUCAUGAGUUGUUUCAAGCAGAGAUGUUCAGCCGUCAGCAGAUUCUGCACUCAAUCAUCAUUGAUGGACAGCGUCUCCUAGAACAAGGUCAAGUUGAUGACAGCGAUGAGUUCAACCUGAAGUUGACGCUUCUCAGCAACCAGUGGCAGGGCGUGAUCCGCAGGGCCCAGCAGAGGCGCGGCAUCAUCGACAGCCAGAUUCGCCAGUGGCAGCGCUACCGGGAGAUGGCAGAAAAGCUUCGCAAAUGGCUGGCUGAAGUGUCCUAUCUCCCCGCAAGUGGCCUCGGCAGUGUCCCAAUACCACUUCAGCAAGCAAGGACCCUCUUUGAUGAAGUGCAAUUCAAGGAAAAGGUGUUCCUGAGACAACAAGGCAGCUACAUCCUCACGGUAGAGGCGGGCAAGCAGCUCCUGCUCUCAGCCGACAGCGGGGCCGAGGCCUCCCUGCAGGCCGAGCUCACCGACAUCCAGGAGAAGUGGAGAUCGGCCAGCACGCGUCUGGAGGAGCAGAAGAAAAAGCUGGCUUUCCUGUUGAAGGACUGGGAAAAGUGUGAGAAGGGAAUCGCUGAUUCUCUGGAGAAACUACGAAUGUUCAAAAAGAAGCUCUCCCAGCCGCUACCAGACCACCAUGAAGAGCUCCACGUGGAGCAAAUGCGUUGCAAGGAAUUGGAAAGUGCAGUUAGUAGCUGGACAGACGACUUGGCACAGUUGACCCUGUUGAAGGACACCCUUUGUGCCUACAUCAGUGCAGAUGAUAUCUCCAUCCUCAAUGAGCGCAUGGAGCUCCUGCAAAGGCAGUGGGAGGAACUGUGCCAUCAGCUCUCCUUAAGGCGGCAGCAAGUGAGUGAAAGGCUGAACGAAUGGGCGGUCUUCAGUGAGAAGAACAAGGAGCUGUGCGAAUGGCUGACUCAGAUGGAAAGCAAAGUUUCCCAGAAUGGAGACAUCCUCAUUGAAGAAAUGAUUGAGAAGCUCAAGAAGGAUUAUCAGGAGGAAAUUGCUGUUGCCCAAGAGAACAAAAUACAACUCCAGCAAAUGGGUGAGCGUCUUGCUCGAGCCAGUCAUGAAAGCAAAGCAUCUGAGAUCCAGUACAAGCUUGGGAAGGUCAAUGACCGCUGGCAGCAUCUCCUGGAUCUCAUGGCAGCCAGGAUAAAGAAGCUGAAGGAGACGCUGGUUGCUGUGCAGCAGCUGGACAAGAACAUGAGCAGCCUGAGGACAUGGCUGGCGCACAUCGAGGCAGAGCUGGCCAAGCCCAUCGUCUACGAGUCCUGUGACUCGGAGGAAAUACAGAGGAAGCUCAAUGAGCAGCAGGACCUGCAGCGGGACAUCGAGAAACACAGCACAGGGGUGGCCUCCGUCCUCAACCUGUGUGAGGUCCUCCUGCACGACUGUGACGCUUGUGCCACAGACGCCGAGUGCGACUCUAUCCAGCAGGCCACGCGGAACCUGGACCGGCGGUGGAGAAACAUCUGCGCCAUGUCCAUGGAAAGGAGGCUCAAGAUCGAAGAGACGUGGCGGUUGUGGCAGAAGUUUCUGGAUGACUAUUCUCGUUUUGAAGACUGGCUGAAGACUUCAGAAAGGACAGCUGCCUUCCCCAGCACUUCUGGGGUGCUCUAUACCGUUGCCAAGGAAGAAUUAAAGAAAUUUGAGGCCUUUCAGCGGCAGGUGCACGAGAGCCUGACCCAGCUGGAGCUGAUCAACAAGCAGUACCGCCGCCUGGCCCGGGAGAACCGCACGGACGCUGCGUGCAGCCUGAAGCACAUGGUGCACGAAGGCAACCGGCGCUGGGACGACCUGCAGAAGCGCGUCGCCUCCAUCCUGCGGAGACUCAAGCACUUCAUCGGGCAGCGUGAGGAGUUUGAGAAUGCGCGGGACAGCAUCCUGGUGUGGCUGACCGAGAUGGAUCUGCAGCUCACGAAUAUUGAGCAUUUUUCGGAGUGUGAUGUUCAAGCCAAGAUAAAGCAACUCAAGGCCUUCCAGCAGGAAAUUUCACUGAACCGCAAUAAGAUUGAGCAGAUAAUUGCCCAAGGAGAACAGCUGAUAGAGAAGAGUGAGCCCCUAGAUGCGGCCGUCAUCGAGGAGGAGCUGGAUGAGCUCCGGCGCUACUGUCAGGAGGUCUUCGGGCGCGUGGAAAGAUACCACAAGAAGCUCAUCCGCCUGCCUCUCCCGGACGAUGAGCACGACCUCUCCGACCGGGAGCUGGAACUGGACGACUCUGCAGCCCUCUCAGACCUCCACUGGCACGAGGCCCCUGCGGACGGCGCGCUGUCCCCACAGCCUUCCUCUAACCCCUCCCUCUCACUCGCCCAGCCUGUCCGGAGCGAGCGGUCAGGACGAGACACCCCUGCCAGUGUGGACUCCAUCCCUCUGGAGUGGGACCACGACUAUGACCUCAGCCGGGACCUGGAGUCAGCUGUGUCCAGAACGCUGCCCUCCGAGGAUGAAGAGGGUCAGGAGGACAAAGAUUUCUACCUCGGCGGCGCGGUUGGUUUAUCAGAUGUAAUGAUCCCUGAAAGUCCUGAGGCCUAUGUAAAACUCACAGAAAAUGCAAUCAGAAAUACUGCUGGGGACCCCAGCACCAUAGAGUCACGGAUCCGGCAGCUGGGUAAAGCCCUGGACGACAGCCGCUUUCAGAUACAGCAAACCGAAAAGAUCAUCCGCAGCAAAACUCCCACGGGACCAGAGCUGGACGCCAGCUACAGGGGCUACAUGAAGCUGCUGGGCCAGUGCAGUGGCAGCAUCGACUCUGUGAGGAGACUGGAGCACAAACUAAAGCAGGAAGAAGAGAACUUCCCUGGCUUCGUAAACCUGAACAGCACCGAAAGCCAAACCGCUGGUGUGAUUGACCGGUGGGAGCUCAUCCAGGCCCAGGCGCUGAGCAAGGAGCUGAGGAUGAAGCAGAGCCUGCAGAAGUGGCAGCAGUUCAACUCUGACCUGUGCAACAUCUGGGCCUGGCUGGGGGAGACAGAGGAGGAGCUGGAGCAGCUGCAGCACCUCGGGCCCGGCACCGACAUCCAGUCCAUAGAGCUGCAAAUCAAAAAGCUCAAGGAGCUCCAGAAAGCUGUGGACCACCGCAAAGCCAUCAUCCUCUCCAUCAACCUGUGCAGCCCUGAGUUCACCCAGGCUGGCAGUGAAGAGAGCCAGGAUCUCCAGGACCGCUUGUCCCAGAUGAAUGGGCGCUGGGACCACGUGUGCUCACUGCUGGAGGAGUGGCGGGGGCUGCUCCAGGACGCACUGAUGCAGUGCCAGGAUUUCCAUGAAAUGAGUCAUGGUUUGCUUCUCAUGCUGGAGAACAUCGACAGGAGGAAAAAUGAAAUUGUCCCUAUUGAUCCUCACCUUGACUCAGAGAUACUACAGGACCAGCACAGGCAGCUGAUGCAAAUAAGGCGUGAGCUAUUAGAAUCCCAACUCAAAGUGGCCUCGCUGCAAGACAUGUCUUGCCAACUGUUGGUGAAUGCUGAAGGCUCAGACUGUUUAGAAGCCAAAGAAAAAGUCCAUGUUAUUGGAAAUCGUCUCAAACUUCUCUUGAAGGAGGUCAGUCAUCAUAUCAAGGAUCUGGAGAAGCUGCUAGACAUGUCGGGCAGUCAGCAGGAUUUGUCUUCCUGGUCUUCAGCUGAUGAACUGGACACCUCAGGAUCUGUGAGUCCUACAUCAGGGAGAAGCACCCCAAACAGGCAGAGAACGCCACGAGGCAAAUGUAGUCCCUCACAGCCUGGACCCUCUGUCAACAGUCCACAUAGCAGGUCCAUAAGAGGUGGCUCCGAUUCCUCCCUUUCUGAGCCUCGGCCAGCUCGCUCCGGCCGAGCCUUCCUGUUCAGAGUCCUCCGAGCUGCUCUUCCUCUCCAGCUCCUCCUGCUGCUCCUCAUCGGGCUCGCCUGCCUGGUUCCGAUGUCUGACGAGGACUACAGUUGUGCCCUUUCCAACAAUUUUGCCCGAUCAUUCCACCCCAUGCUCAGAUACACGAAUGGCCCUCCUCCGCUCUGAACUGCUGCUGCCAACUGCAGCAGCCUUGGGUGCGUGAGAGGAUUUAGCCCAAAGCAAUCCCCAACUAGCAAAAAGCGGGCCUGCAGCCCGGCGAAAGCCCUCAGUGUGGCAGCUUUAGCUCUCCUCCAAAUCCCGCCGUGCUGACCGUGGCCUCGGAGAUGGAGGCCAGACCGUGGCAGGAGGAGAGCAAAUGGACGACAGAAGGUUUGGAAGAAAUUGGGCUUGAAAUGCUGAGCCUCAGCACUAAGAGAUCAAGGACUUCCAAGGACCCCUGGAAUGGUGCUGUCCAUCCAUUCAAAGAACAACACUCCUUGCGCGCCAUUUCCAUACGGAACAAUCUCCCGGCCAAGCAGCGCCGAAGAGAUUGCAGAACCUGUAACAUACAGUUUUUAAGAGCUUAUCCGACAGCUUCCUUUUUACCUUGUUUUCCUUUGGGGCAUGAUUUCGCACCGUUGCUUUAGAAGCACAAGCUGUAAAUCUAACAGGCACUUUUUAAAAAAGUAGUAAGAGUAACUGGAUGUAAUAAAUAAGAUCAUCAAAGGCUUUAUGUGAAAAAAAGUUGAAUGUUAUAGUAAAAACAAAAGAUAUUUAUGUAUGUACAGUUUGCUAAAGCCAAGUUUUGUUAAUGUAUUGAUUUAUUUGCAUUUAUUAUAUA
Talpa occidentalis (Iberian mole) is the source of this 27408-nucleotide messenger RNA. RefSeq names its product spectrin repeat containing nuclear envelope protein 1 (gene SYNE1). The record is from RefSeq and is a predicted model, not a curated record. The transcript is spliced from 146 exons. NCBI's taxonomy places the organism in Eukaryota, Metazoa, Chordata, Mammalia, Eulipotyphla, Talpidae. Gene Ontology annotation, molecular function: protein binding. Gene Ontology annotation, cellular component: membrane. Bases 270 to 26753 code for a protein of 8827 amino acids.